This is a messenger RNA of Triticum dicoccoides, 1364 nucleotides long. RefSeq names its product probable cysteine protease RD21B. The record is from RefSeq and is a predicted model, not a curated record. Bases 718 to 1008 code for a protein of 96 amino acids. NCBI's taxonomy places the organism in Eukaryota, Viridiplantae, Streptophyta, Magnoliopsida, Poales, Poaceae. Gene Ontology annotation, molecular function: cysteine-type peptidase activity. The transcript has 6 exons. Gene Ontology annotation, biological process: proteolysis.
GGGGAGAAAAAAUAGAUGUAGAUGCCUCAAAUUACUUUUUGUCACGAGGCAUAUGUAUCCAUAUGCUACCAUUGUACAUGCCCUCUCAUGACGCCGCCGCCGCCGCCGCCUCCACUUCUCUCCCCCGAUUCUCCUCGCGCCUGCUCCGAGCCCCUCCUCUUCCCUGUGUCGGCUGCUCGACGCGCCGCGCCACCGCUGCGGGAGAAGGUGAACACGAGGAGAUGCAGGGUGGGUGGCCUCCGCCGGAAGAGGGUGACGCCGGGAACCACCGGCUGGCCAAGGACCUUGUGGGAUGGCACUUCCCCGCGGCGCCCUCCUUCCCCGGCUUCGCCGUCGCCACUACCCCCUCCCCUCCUGUCGAGGUUGAGCGUGCACAGAGUGGACGAGUCGAUCGCGACGGAACCAGAGUCACUCGAGGCCUGGGUGCGAGAUGAUGUCAAGCAGGCGGAGGGGUGGCAUUGGGAGGAGUAGCCCACAAUGAAAUCCAUUUUCUCUUUGUGUUCUGUUGGAUUUGGAUCAAGGAAGGAGAUGGCGUGGGGAUGAGGCGAUGGACAGAGGAAGAGGGCGAUGCUGGCUGGCUGAGCGGGCGGAUCUGGAUCCAUGCGGCCCCUCGUGUGUUUGAUCUGUACAACGGCCAGAGGAGCAGGCCAACAUCCCUCUUUACCUCCCACCCAACACCAACGUGCGCAACGAAGAUGAGCUUCCAAAGUACAUCAUAUGCGGUAUGUACAUUCCUGCCCCAACGCCGUGCCCGACGCCCUGGACUGGAGGCAUAGCGGCGCCGUCACCAUGGUCAAGCACCAGGGCAAGCGUGGUGCUUGUUGGAGCUUCUCAACUACAGAUCCCACAAUGCUGGUUGUGGCGGGUAGGCUCAUGAACUAUGCUUAUAAGUUCGUGAUUAAUAAUGGUGGGAGUGACACGAAGGAUGACUACCCGUUUGGUGAAUCAGAUGGAACAUGCAACAAAAACAAACUGAAAAAGCAUGUGGUAACAAUUGAUGGCUACUGAAGCGACGUCCUGCCGGUGUACAUCAGGGACGCCUGCACCAACGAUGAUGCCUUCAAGGUGCUGUGGAAGUGAGGUCAAGGCAAGGGGAUCCUGGUGAUCAAGUGUGCCAAGGAGACCGAUGCGUCUUACCCGCUCAUGACCCAAGCAGUAAUUUUCCAUUGCCUCUAGAUGUAUCAUUGACCGUCGCCAGCCUAUGGUUUUAGACGUGAACUUGCAUGUAUCAGUACUUCAUAUUGCUAUAUUUUGAGUCUGGCGAAAUAACAUCACGUGGUACAAUCAAGCAAGUGGAAGGGGCGCAUCCUAUCUAGCACCGCCCUAGCUUCCUCUCAGGCGGCGCACCUGGGUGAGCCCCAACC